This is a messenger RNA of Colias croceus (clouded yellow), 1704 nucleotides long. RefSeq names its product facilitated trehalose transporter Tret1-like. Bases 144 to 1643 code for a protein of 499 amino acids. Gene Ontology annotation, molecular function: transmembrane transporter activity. The record is from RefSeq and is a predicted model, not a curated record. Gene Ontology annotation, cellular component: membrane. Gene Ontology annotation, biological process: transmembrane transport. NCBI's taxonomy places the organism in Eukaryota, Metazoa, Arthropoda, Insecta, Lepidoptera, Pieridae. The transcript has 3 exons.
GUUCUGGUGUACAUGUUAACGUAUGUCUAUAUCAAUUGAUAUUAUCGAUUGAUGAUAAAAAUCCUAAAGUGUCGACUUUGCAUUGGACGUAAACGCAAAAUGAUUUUGAAGUAAACUAACGUCGGGUGUGACGGGGCUACAAAAUGGGAAAAUCAUGGAUAACGCCUUUCAAAAAACAAUGCUUUGUAACCCUGGGGGUGUCGUUGAACCUAUCAUCCCAUGGCCUGACGAUGGGGUUUGCAGCCAUCGUCCUGCCGCAGCUCCGACAGCCAGACUCCGUCAUACCAGUUGAUGAUACCGCAGGAUCUUGGAUUUCUGCAAUCAUAGGCUUCGCAUUGAUAGUGGGUAACUUCAUAAUCCCGACAGUAAUGGCAAAAUAUGGCCGGAAGACUGCAAACGUUUUGAGCAUAAUCACCAUGCUUCUCGGCUGGUUUUGCAUCAUAUUGGCGACCAACAUAAAAGUUUUGCUCAUCGGAAGAUUUCUGAAGGGGUGUGCUAUGGGCAUGACUGCUUCGUUGGGUCCAGUGUUAAUAGGAGAAUAUACUAGCCCAAAAAACAGAGGAGCCUUCUUGACCACGAUAUCUCUCUCAAUUGCCACAGGAGUUGUUUUCGUCCACACCUUGGGAGCGUUUUUCCAUUGGCAAAUAGCCGCAUUGGUCUGCGCUUUUCUAAUGUUCAUAGAUCUACUGAUAGUCUUGUAUUCGCCAGAGACGCCGACGUGGUUGUCAGACCAAGGCCGCUAUGCGGAAAGCGAGAAAGUAUUCAGGUGGCUCCGAGGCGACACCGAAGACGAAGAAUUGAAGAGAAUGCUUGAAACUAGUAUGAUCGUAAGAGAAGCGAAGGCCGAGGUCAUAGUAGAGGACACUUUCUCUAAGCGCAUGAAGGCAAACCUCGCUUUCUUCAACGCUACUAUACGCAAAAGGGAAUUCUACAAACCCAUCUUUAUCAUGAUCCAUAUUUAUACAUUGAGUCAAUGGUCUGGAGCAAAUAUAUUAGCAGCUUACACUAUCGAUUUGUUUACAAACGUAAUCGGCACUGAAGUUCAUAUCUAUUUGAUGGUAAUCACGUUAGGAACUCAAAGAAUUAUAUCGAACGGGAUAGCUGUAUAUAUAAUUAAGAAAGUGAAGCGUAGGACCAUGUUGAUGGCGACUGUUGGAAUAAAUUUGUUUGCAUACUUGGCAAUAGCCGCGUACAGCUAUCUAAAAGCGCAUCAAAUGCUUCCUUAUGACCAUCCUUUUAUAGGAAUCUUUUUAAUUCACAUCCACAUGGUAUCAAUAGCCACGGGAACUGUUCCUUUGCCAUUUAUUAUUGCUGGUGAAGUAUUCCCCUUGGAUUACAGAAGUCUAGCGGGUAGCAUCAGCGUUUUCUUCCUUUCCGGAAACUUUUUUAUAAUUUUGAAGACUGUGCCAUAUUUAUUUAAGACGAUCGGAGUGCAUGGAGCCUAUGUUAUUUAUGCAGCUGUAGUGGCGUAUUGCGUUGUCAUAGCAUAUUUCUUCUUGCCUGAAACGAAGGAUAGGACUUUGCAAGAAAUUGAAGACGAAUUUAGGGGAAGACCACUUUCUCCUGAAGAAGUGAAAUCCACUCAGUCUUUGACGUCUGUGAAACAUAAUCAAGACAGGCGAUGCAGUAGCCCUGUAAUAUAAGAUUUAUUAGUUAAAAGUAGGUAUAUAAUAAUUUGAUAUUGAUGAUUAAGUUUAAAGUGAA